AUGGCUCAAUUCAGGGAGGUGCUAGAGAAUAACAGUCUCUCUGAUUUGGGCUGUUGUAGUGGUUUUUUCACUUGGAGCAACAGGCACUCGGAUACUACUUUUACAAAAGAAAGAUUAGAUAGGUAUGUGGCAAAUACUCAGUGGAGGGAGCUGUUUAAAGGGGUUAGAGUGGAAGGUCUUACAGGAAGAUGUUCAGAUCAUCUUCCCAUUUUAUUAACUAUGAUGGGAAAAGAGGAAAAACAGUGCAAAAGGAAGUUUCCCUUUAGAUUUGAGGUCGGUUGGAUCAAAGAAGAUAAGUGUGAGCAGCUUGUUAGGCAAGGCUGGAAUAGAAAGGGAUUUAUGGGUGAUCCCAUUAGAAGAGUUUCUGCAAUGUUGGAGGCAUGCAAAGGGGGUCUGGUGGGGUGGUUCAAGAAUAAGGAUCGAGAUAGGGCCAAUGAUAUAGAGAAGUUAACUGAGAAGAUUCAAAAGGUACAAGAGUAUGAGGGACCACAGAAUACAGAAGAACUUAGAUAUCUUUAG
Carya illinoinensis is the source of this 519-nucleotide messenger RNA. RefSeq lists its product as uncharacterized. Bases 1 to 519 code for a protein of 172 amino acids. The record is from RefSeq and is a predicted model, not a curated record. The transcript has a single exon. NCBI's taxonomy places the organism in Eukaryota, Viridiplantae, Streptophyta, Magnoliopsida, Fagales, Juglandaceae.